Messenger RNA from Pseudovirgaria hyperparasitica, 1629 nucleotides. RefSeq names its product general substrate transporter. Gene Ontology annotation, biological process: transmembrane transport. Gene Ontology annotation, molecular function: myo-inositol:proton symporter activity. Gene Ontology annotation, cellular component: membrane. The coding region runs from base 1 to 1629 and encodes 542 amino acids. The transcript is spliced from 4 exons. The record is from RefSeq and is a predicted model, not a curated record. Lineage: Eukaryota; Fungi; Ascomycota; Dothideomycetes; Acrospermales; Acrospermaceae.
AUGCCUGGCGGGGUGGCAGCAGCUCUUGAGCCCUUGAUCCCGGGUGAUCAGUACUCCCCAGACUUGCCCGAGGACGAUGAUGAUGUGGAGGAGAGAUAUGAAAGCAAAAUAAAGGCUGCUGGAAGCUUCAUCUGGGGACUAACACUGGCUGCUGGCGUGAGUGGACUGCUGUUUGGCUAUGACACGGGAGUGAUAUCGUCUACACUUGUCUCGAUCGGCUCUGACUUGUCCAAUCGUCCGCUUACCACACUCGACAAGUCGCUUAUCACGUCUUGUACAUCACUAUUCGCACUGCUAGCCUCUCCUAUCACAGGCCUCCUUGCUGACGCGCUCGGCCGGAAGCGCGUCAUCCUCGUCGCGGACAUACUGUUCAUAAUUGGAGCAUUGUGGCAAGCACUCACUACCAGCGUCUGGGGUAUGAUCGGUGGGCGCAGCGUGGUUGGUUUGGCUGUUGGUAGUGCGAGCUUCGUGGUGCCGCUAUACAUCUCGGAACUUGCUCCUAGCCCGUUCAGGGGACGUCUGGUUACGAUAUCAAGUCUGUUCAUUACUGGUGGACAAGUUGUGGCGUAUCUAAUAGGAUGGCUUUUUUCCACCCAAACACACGGAUGGAAGUGGAUGGUCGGCCUUGGUGCUCUUCCUGCUGCUGUGCAAUUCUGCAUUCUAGGAUUCAUGCCCGAAACGCCGAGAUGGCUUGUCAAAGCUGGACGUCGUGAGCGUGCAAAGAGAAUUCUAACCAGUGUGUAUGGUAUCGACCAGGAUGCCCUUGUUGAAAGUGUGCUUCGUCGCAUUGAGAAAGAGGUCAUGGAAGAGGAGACUGCUGCGGGCCCGAAAGAAGAUGGUUCAGCGUGGAGCAGAAUUACCGCCAACGCGUGCGAACUCUUUUUUAUUCCUGCAAACCGUCGCGCUCUCUCAAUUGCCUGUAUGCUGCAAGGCUUCCAACAACUUUGCGGCUUCAAUUCCUUGAUGUACUUCUCCGCAACGAUCUUCUCCCUUGUUGGCUUCCGCUCACCAACCCUAACAUCUCUCUCCAUCGCACUCACAAACUUCGCCUUUACCAUCGUCGCGUUCUACGCCAUCGAUCGCAUAGGCCGCCGCCGCAUCCUACUCUAUUCCAUCCCCAUCAUGACUUUCGGGUUGGUCCUUUGUAGUAUCGCGUUCAAUUUCUUUCAACUUCCAACGGCCUCGCCACAAGAUGCUCUUCUUCUGCGGGCCUUUCACCUACCCGGUCGCCGUGAAGGGAACAAAGCCACGGCAUGGCCGCUUGUCAUCCUCUUUGCCAUGAUAACCUACGUCGCUGGCUACGCCAUCGGACUUGGCAAUGUGCCUUGGCAACAAUCAGAGCUCUUCCCACUCUCUGUGCGCGCACUUGGCUCUGCACUCGCAACAAGCACGAACUGGGGCUCGAACACGCUUGUGGGCUUGACAUUCCUGCCUAUGAUGACAUGGCUGACUCCAGUGGGGACGUUUACUAUAUACAUGCUCGUGUCUCUGGCUUCACUGAAAGUUGAACCGGGGCCCAAACUUACUCGGAUUGCCAUACGAAACCAGCAUUCGGCGUCCCGAAUAGGUUUGCACCUGGGACGUGCGUCCACCACCAGGCCAUCGUAUCUCAACGAUGAAGGUCUCUAG